This is a messenger RNA of Anastrepha ludens (Mexican fruit fly), 1429 nucleotides long. RefSeq lists its product as uncharacterized. The transcript has 3 exons. The coding region runs from base 132 to 1133 and encodes 333 amino acids. The record is from RefSeq and is a predicted model, not a curated record. NCBI's taxonomy places the organism in Eukaryota, Metazoa, Arthropoda, Insecta, Diptera, Tephritidae.
CCAAACGCGUUGUUAUAACGGAUUUAUUAUGACAGGGCUAUGCCCGACAUUUUCACAUCCUUGAAGUUUGUUGUUUAUCAAGAAGAUUUACGUUUACAUUCACGAAAUCUACAUUUAUAAAUUUAUCAAAAAUGGCUGGAAAACGAUCACGUGUUGAAGAGCCUUCAACGAGCGUUGGUGGGAAAAAACGUAAAGUAAAAGGGAGUUGGAAUUUGAUGCGUAUUAUGAGCGAGCUAGGCACAAACGAGCAGUGCGUUAAGUUUGCCGAGGAUAACGGCCUGAUUCCAAAAACUAUGGUGUGUUCCGUUCAUAAAACAUUUAUGAACUUUCGCCGAAAUGGCAAUAAAGUGGGAUAUUUCCUGUGCUCCAGAGGCACUUGCAGAAAAAAGUCUUGCAUUUCCAGAGCAACAGGGACAUGGUUCGAAAAUGCAAGAUUGAGCCUUCCACAUAUUUACUACUUAAUGUAUUGUUUUGCACACCGAUUUACCGAAGAAGCCGUAAUCCGGGAGGAUUUCAUUCUAGAUGGCACUUCAAUUUCAACUAGUACUAUUGUCGACUGGUUUGGUUUCUGCAGAGAAGCGGUAAUAUCAUACCAAUUGGAUCAUCAGGAGUAUAGUGGAAAGAUUGGUGGCCCAGGAAAAAUAGUGCAAAUUGGGGAAAGUAAAUUCGGGACCAUAAAGUACAACAAACUGAGGAACAUCGAAAGUCAUUGGGCACUUCGUAUGGUUGAAAAUAACUGUACAGAUCUUCGAUUCGAGUUGUGUCCUGAAAACGAUUGCUCGUUUGAAGACAUCAUCCCCCUGAUUGAAAAACACGUUCUGAAAGGUUCCAUCAUUCAAAUGGAUUCUCGUGAGGUUAACGAUCGCCUGCAGGAGCAUGGUUACUUAGUCGCAAAAGCGAAACAUGGCGAGGCAAUUGAUCCGCUUGCGACAGAAGACGGCAAUCGCAGGGAACAAAUUGAAUCGCAGGCCAGACUUGUGCGAAGACUAUUUAAUGCGAAAUUUCACAACACCUCCGGCAACUUUGGUGAUAUAAUUACAGAAUAUAUAUGGCGCCGAUCUAUAAAAACAAACAAGAAAGAUGCUUUUCUUGCUUUAGUAGAAGCAAUAAAAUAUGUUUACAACGAAAACUAAAAACAAAAACGUUUCCUUGCGUAUUUGUGUGCUUGUGCAGGAGACAUUCACUUUGCAAGUACGAGAUAUGAAUAUAAUUUCUACACCAACUCCUCCAACAUUAUUGGAUUGAAACGCCAAAUUUGCAGAACAGAAUUUACUUUAUCGAGUUUUUAUUUUUAUUUUGCUAUUUUAUAUAUACGAAGAGAGGAAGUGGAGAAGAAUAAAGUAGUGGAUUUUUGUAUUUCUUCGCGCGUUGAGAGAUUCUUAGUGACUAUGAAAUAAACCGAUUACUUAUGUGCUUUAAUUUUUUAGAA